Molecule: messenger RNA, 1691 nt
Organism: Notolabrus celidotus (New Zealand spotty)
Lineage: Eukaryota; Metazoa; Chordata; Actinopteri; Labriformes; Labridae
Gene: ventx
Product: ventral expressed homeobox
Exons: 3
Coding region: 968-1555 (195 amino acids)
Biological process (GO): regulation of DNA-templated transcription
Molecular function (GO): DNA binding; DNA-binding transcription factor activity, RNA polymerase II-specific
Source: RefSeq, a predicted model, not a curated record
UUUCACUUCAAACGUUAGCUAACGUGCAGAUCAUAGUCAACAAUUAGUCCUAAUUAAUCCGCCCUUUUGUGAGUUUGCACUUCCCGCUGGAGCCCUCCGGACCGGCUCCAGCGAGUCUGGGGCUUUGUAUGGAGAAUCAACCUGAGCUUGCCUGAGGCUCGCGAAAACGCCUGAUUCGUAUGAUGAGAUCUGAAAGACAGAGAACUAAACUCACCACCUCUGUAAUUUCUUAGUCAUAUUCAAAACCCGACCAAAUUCAGUUAAUUAAAGUACAAUGCAAAGGCUAGCCAUUUCAUUUGUAAAUCUUCACACAUAUUUGAGGGCUGCAGGUUUAUUUGUUGUCUGUCCUUCAGCAAAUGUCCCAUUCAAAUCGGUCAACAGAGAUCAAACGAAACUUUCUCGGUCUCUGGCGGCGGGGGUCACACCCACCUGAACCCCCCUCCAAAACAAAGGCCUCAUCACAGGGCAGCCUGAUGCUCAGACAGCUGGGCGCGUCUGUCUGAAGCUCCAAACCCAAAUCAAGGACCUGACAGCCAGCAUGGAGACAUUUCAAUCCAGGAGAAAUUAGCAUUCUGGAGUUUAGCCCUCAAAUCAUCAGAAUGUGAUUAGGUCUCACUGUUAGCCAGUGACGCAGUAGGACGACAAGAAAGUGUUGUUUAAUGGGCUCCCUAUCUUGUAUUCAGUGGCGGAUAUCACCUUCAAUCACUUUAUGCAGAGCUCAUUUAGCCCCACCUGACAGGUAACUGAUACUCAGACUCACUGGCGCCGUUGCGUCCCAGCCAUGAACGUGAGAAAACGCACAGCCCAGCCUCCAUUAACCUCAAUUACAACCACCAUCUAGUUUCUAUCGUUCCGCCGACAUUUCUUUGCAUAUGCUAAUACAGACGUGUGUCCCUCCUAUAUAGCAACCAAAGGUCCCUGGAAGGUGCAGAAACACAGACCCCUGUGACCACUGCAUACAGACAACAUGGCAAACUUCAGUGUGGAGUGGCUUUCCAGAAGUUACUAUGACGAGGUGACACACAGGGGUGAAGAAGCUGCACAAUAUUCAGAAAUAAAUGGAGAAGUUGAAGAAUUUACAAAGGAAUCAGCUCCCACCUCGCCAAACGACAGCUGUUACACAUCAGGCUCAGAGAGCGAGGUGGGAGAGGACAGCGAGGGAGAAGCUACCCAGCAGCGUAGGAUGAGGACCAAGUUCACAUCCGAGCAGAUCAACAAACUGGAGAAGACCUUCGGCAAGGACAGAUACCUGGGUGCUGCACAGAGGAGGAAGAUAGCGGAGAGGCUGAGACUGUCAGAAACUCAGGUGAAAACAUGGUUCCAAAACAGAAGGAUGAAGCUGAAGCGAGAGGUCCAAGAUCUCCGCCCGGAGUUCCUCCCUGUCCCGGCCUCUCUGCUGCCUCCUCUGCUGUUUCAGCACCACGCGCUGAGUGGACAGCUCCCUGUCUACAGCGGCAUUUACCCGCAGCUGCAGCCGCUCCACAGGGCGAUCAUGCCGGCUGCUCUUCACCAGCAGCGUUCUCCUCCCGUCAUCAUGCCCCCACACUUUUAUUAAAACAUGUCACCAUUAAAAUAGAACGUUUGUCUAGAAUCUAGACAAUAAUUACUUUCUCUAAAAGAGAGGAUCAAAAGUUAUAUUUAGUUAUAAUAUAUGUAAAGCACUACAUUGAAGGAAUGUAAUAUUUAAUGAU